UUAGAUGGACUUUAUUUCAAUAACAGUAUUGACCUUCAUAUACAAGCACAGCUUGGAGUGACUGAUUGCUCGAAGUUUGAAUGGUGGAUUGUCCAGGUGGUUUAUUCUAACGCUGACAUGUUGCAGGAAAUGUGAAAGUCUUUAUUUUCGACUGAACUCGACAACAUUUGAAAAACAUUUGUGCAAAUGAGCAUAAAGCAAAAUACAAAACCCUGAAUUAGUUUUCACUAAGAGCAAGUAUAUUUACAGCAAAACAUUUUAUCAAUUUAAUUCUUAGUUGAAGUGAAAAUAUUGGAGACAGUUAAUUUGGGUUUGGAGACAUUUCAAUUAUUAACAUGAAUAAAAAACACUAUGAGUCUGCAGUUGUCGACUAUGCGCCAUGCAGGCAGCAUGCACACACACACACAUACAAGCACGCACACACACACACAUAUGUACAUCCUUAGUCUUUCACACAAAGAGACAAAUGUCCUCUGGGUGUUUCGCACGGACUCUGCAGAGCCUCGGUGGCGGAGCGGGUCCAAUAUGAAAGUCUGCGUCUGCCUCCAAUUCAAAUCAAACGUGAUAAUUGCCUGAGUUUUAUUGAGCAGCCUGCGUGUGUGAAAGUCCCGCGAUGCCCCCGCGUUGUGUGUUCAGACCAAUUUCAAGUCCGCGUCGUAGGUGUCGCUGUUGACCACGUCUGCAUCCGCGGCGCAGAGCGAGUGCGGGGAGAGAGGAGGCUGCGUCUCAAGGCCAUUUUCAAAUCUCAUUGGUGGGCUCGUCAUGUGGUCGGGAGGCAUCCUGACUUGCAGGGAGAUUGUUUUUCCUAGAUAUGUCAGCUUCCACAGGACAUCUCUCUCCUCCAAAGAGCUUAACCCCCAAAAAUGUCCUUCCCCGGUAGCUCUCCUGCGGCCAACACCUUCUUGGUGGACUCUUUAAUUGGUGCGUGCAGGACGGACAGCUUCUACUCCGGCAGCAGCAACAUGUACAUGCCGUCCGGCUCAGACAUGGGAACUUACGGAAUGCAAACCUGUGGACUCCUGCCGUCUUUCGGCAAGAGAGGGGAGCUCAACCACCAAAACAUGGGCAUGAACGUGCACUCCUACAUACCUCAACUAGAUAACUGGACUGAUCCGAGCAGACCCUGCAGGAUAGAGCCGUCAAGUCAGAUGACAAACUGUUCAUUCUCACAGAGCAUAAAGGAAGAGAGUAACUGCUGCAUGUACUCCGAUAAGAGAGUGCAAAAAGUCAGCCUGACAGAAGUCCCUGCUUAUCCCAAUGUCGCCCCCGAGUCCUGUCCCGUCGACGGCCCCGAGAUCCCGGUGCCGGGCUAUUUCAGACUGAGCCAAACUUACGCGAAUGGGAAGCACCAGGACAACUACUGCCAUGAGCCGCCGAGUCCAAACCCAACACUGAUGCAGCUCAGCCGGCUCACCCCAAAACCGCAGUCCACUUCCUCCACGUCCUCCACGUCGUCUAAUUUUGCAGAGGUCGAGAAGAAAAGUGAGGACUUGCGGCACGACCCCGAGAACUCCAGGACCCCGGUACCCGCAGAGAGUCCGGAUCCAAAGUCUGGCUCGGAGGAGAAGAGCUGCUCCGUGGACAUGGAGGCGCCGGUAUCCAGUCCUGAGCUGCUGCAGCAGAAGGAAGGGAAAGAUUGCAAGAGCGACACGCCGACCAGCAACUGGUUAACAGCGAAGAGUGGGAGAAAGAAGAGAUGCCCUUACACAAAGCACCAGACCUUGGAGUUGGAGAAGGAGUUUCUCUUCAAUAUGUAUCUGACCCGAGAGCGCCGCCUAGAGAUCAGCCGGUGCGUCAACCUGACUGACAGGCAGGUCAAGAUCUGGUUUCAGAACCGCAGGAUGAAGCUGAAGAAGAUGAACAGGGAAAACCGCAUCCGUGAACUGACCUCAAAUCUCACCUUUUCGUGAGCUCGCAUGCUCUCAGUGGUUAAAGCUGUUUUUUUUUAUAUGUCUCUUCGUGUUCAGUUCAGUUCACUUUUUGGUGGCAUUGGACGUUCAUUCUCAAUUUCAGCGAAACUGUGACUAUAUAUAUUUCAGUACUUUGUGUGGCAUCUUGUAUUCUAUUUGUUUCAUUUAUUAUUUUGUUAUUGUAUCACAUCAGGGUAAGAUUUUGUGUUGUUAAAUUAUUGGAGACUUCUUCCUCUCCCCUCUGCCCGUAUAUGGAUAUAAAUCUAUUGUGUCGGGGUGGUGGUGGUGAGCUGUGUGUGGGAAAAGACGUUGCUUUUAUUUCAGUCAUGAAAGCACAUUUAUUGUCGUAUAGUGCAACAUUUGUUUUACAGUGUGUGCAAGCCAUUUGCUCAGUAGUGAAAUGUUUCUAUGGGCCUUUUAAAAGUGAAGGAAAACAGUGUUAAUCUGUGAAUUUACUGCAUGUUUGUGGCAUGUAUCUUGCAAUAAAUAGA
Paralichthys olivaceus (Japanese flounder) is the source of this 2401-nucleotide messenger RNA. RefSeq names its product homeobox D10a (gene hoxd10a). Gene Ontology annotation, molecular function: RNA polymerase II cis-regulatory region sequence-specific DNA binding; DNA-binding transcription factor activity, RNA polymerase II-specific. Gene Ontology annotation, cellular component: nucleus. The record is from RefSeq and is a predicted model, not a curated record. Lineage: Eukaryota; Metazoa; Chordata; Actinopteri; Pleuronectiformes; Paralichthyidae. Gene Ontology annotation, biological process: regulation of transcription by RNA polymerase II.